CUUAAAGUCCAAACCACAGACAAGCCGGGAGCCACUGUGAAUUUCCGCAAGCUGCUGCUAAACCGAUGCCAGAAGGAGUUUGAAAAGGACAAAGAUGAUGACGAGAUCUUUGAGAAGAAGCAGAAAGAGCUGGAGGCUGCCUCAGUGGCGGAGGAGAAGCAGCGGCUCAUUGAUGAGCUACAAGAGGCCAAAGACAAGGCCAGGAGGCGCUCACUGGGCAACAUCAAGUUCAUCGGCGAGCUGUUCAAGCUUAAAAUGCUCACAGAGGUCAUCAUGCAUGACUGCAUUGUAAAGCUGCUCAAAAACCAUGAUGAGGAGUCUCUGGAGUGCCUGUGUAGACUGUUGUCCACCAUUGGCAAGGACCUAGACUUUGAGAAGGCCAAGCCUCGUAUGGACCAAUACUUCAAUCAAAUGGAGAAAAUAAUAAAGGAGAGGAAGACCUCGUCCAGGAUCCGCUUCAUGUUGCAGGAUGUGCUGGACCUUCGACGGGUAACCACACAAAAAACACACACAU
Messenger RNA from Plectropomus leopardus (leopard coralgrouper), 514 nucleotides. The record is from RefSeq and is a predicted model, not a curated record. Lineage: Eukaryota; Metazoa; Chordata; Actinopteri; Perciformes; Serranidae.